AUGGGUUCUCUGGAAUCUGGGAUUCCGGCGAAGAGAGAGAGCGGCGUGAGAGCAGCGAGGCAACAGCAACACCCGUUCUUGCAGAGAAACAGAUCGAGGCUCUCGAGAUUCUUCCUAUUCAAGAGGCUCGAUUACCUCCAAUGGAUUUGCACCAUGGGUGUGUUCUUCUUCUUCGUUGUGCUAUUUCAGAUGUUUUUGCCGGGUCUGGUCAUCGAUAAAUCCGAUAAACCGUGGAGUAACAAGGAGUUUUUGCCACCUGAUCUGGUUGUUUUCAAGGAGAGAGGGUUUUUCGAUUUCGGUGAGGAUGUUAGACUUGAGCCCACCAAGCUUCUGAUGAAAUUCCAGAGAGAAACCAAUGCUUUGAAUUUCACAUCAUCUUCUCUCAAUACAACUCUGCAGCGUUUUGGAUUUCGAAAGCCCAAGCUAGCUCUGGUUUUUGCCGAUUUGUUAGCUGAUCCAGAACAACUGUUAAUGGUCACUGUCUCCAAGGCACUGCUAGAGAUUGGCUAUGCAGUUGAGGUUUACUCACUUGAAGACGGUCCAGUGCAUGGUAUUUGGCAGAACAUGGGAGUUUCAGUCACAAUUCUCGAGACUAACCAUGCAUCGAGCUGUGUUAUCGACUGGCUUUCCUAUGAUGGCGUAAUUGUAAACUCUCUCGAAGCUAGGAGUAUGUUUACUUGCUUCAUGCAAGAACCUUUCAAAUCUUUGCCUCUUGUUUGGGUCAUCAAUGAAGAAACUCUCGCUGUUCGGUCUAGGCAGUAUAACUCAACAGGGCAGACCGAACUCCUAACGGAUUGGAAAAAGAUUUUCAGCCGGGCAUCGGUUGUAGUCUUUCAUAAUUAUCUCCUUCCGAUUCUCUACUCCGAGUUUGAUGCUGGCAACUUUUAUGUGAUUCCCGGAUCUCCUGAAGAAGCAUGGAAAGCAAAGAAUCUAGACAUUCCACGGAAAGAUGACAUGGUCAUUUCCAUUGUGGGAAGUCAGUUCUUGUACAAAGGUCAAUGGCUGGAACAUGCUCUACUUCUGCAAGCUCUACGGCCGUUAUUUUCAGGCUAUAACAGUGAACGUUAUAAUUCCCGUCUCAAGAUCAUAGUUUUAGGUGGAGAGUCAGCUUCCAACUACAGCGUAGCUAUCGAGACAAUUUCCCAGAACCUGACAUAUCCAAAAGAAGCUGUGAAGCAUGUAAGCAUCGCGGGGAAUGUUGAUAAGAUACUCGAAAGUUCUGACCUUGUUUUAUAUGGAUCAUUCCUCGAGGAGCAGUCUUUUCCAGAAAUUUUGAUGAAGGCGAUGGCGUUGGGGAAACCGAUAGUUGCACCGGACCUCUUCAAUAUUAGAAAACAUGUCGAUGACAGGGUUACGGGGUAUCUUUUCCCCAAGCAGAAUCUUAAGGUUCUAACGCAGAUUGUGCUUGAAGUGAUAUCAGAAGGGAAAAUAUCUGCUUUGGCGCAGAAAAUUGCUUUGAUGGGGAAAACAACUGUUAAAAAUAUGAUGGCGCAGGAAACCAUAGAAGGUUAUGCGGCUCUACUAGAUAAUAUUCUCAAGUUUUCAUCGGAAGUUGCUUCUCCUAAGGAUGUACAAAAAGUUCCUUCAAAACUGAGAGAAGAGUGGAGUUGGGAUCUGUUUGAAGCCUUCCUGGAUGCAACGCCUAAUAAUAGAACAGCAAGAAGCUAUGAGUUCAUAGCGAAGGUUGAGGGACAUUGGAAUCAUACCCCAGGAGAAGCUAUGAAAUUUGGGGUUGUUAAUGAUGAUUCAUUUGUAUAUGAAAUAUGGGAAGAAGAGAGAUAUCUUCAAAUGAUUAAUAUUAGAAAAAGACGAGAAGACGAGGAGUUGAAGGGCAGAGCCUUGCAGUAUCAUGGGACUUGGGAGGAAGUAUAUAAAAGCGCCAAAAGGGCAGACCGAAGUAAGAAUGAUCUACAUGAGAGGGACGAAGGUGAGCUGCUAAGAACGGGUCAACCUUUAUGCAUAUAUGAGCCCUAUUUUGGUGAAGGAACCUGGUCGUUUCUUCAUGAAUAUCCCCUCUAUCGUGGGGUUGGCCUGUCACUUAAAGGACGGAGGCCUAGGAUGGAUGAUAUCGAUGCAUCUUCACGUCUUCCGCUUUUCAACAAUCCGUAUUAUCGCGAUGCUCUUGGUGACUUUGGAGCACUUUUUGCAAUUUCAAACAAGAUUGACCGUUUACACAAAAAUUCAUGGAUUGGGUUUCAGUCCUGGAGAGCUACUGCCAGGAAGGAAACUUUAUCCAAGAUUGCUGAGGACGCAUUACUUAAUGCUAUACAAACACGGAAACACGGAGACGCCUUAUAUUUUUGGGUUCGCAUGGACAAAGAUCCGAGAAACCCUCUGCAGAAACCCUUUUGGUCGUUCUGUGAUGCCAUAAAUGCUGGGAAUUGCAGGUUUGCUUACAACGAAACUUUGAGGAAAAUGUACAGCAUCAAGAAAUUGGACUCACUGCCACCAAUGCCCGAGGAUGGGGAUACGUGGUCUGUGAUGCAGAGCUGGGCAUUGCCAACAAGAUCCUUCUUAGAGUUUGUCAUGUUCUCAAGGAUGUUUGUGGAUUCAUUGGAUGCACAGAUAUACGAAGAGCAUCAUCGAACAAACCGUUGCUAUCUGAGUGUAACUAAAGACAAGCAUUGCUAUUCACGGUUACUAGAGCUUCUGGUGAACGUAUGGGCUUACCACAGCGCGAGGCGCAUAGUCUAUGUAGAUCCUGGGACUGGUUUGAUGCAGGAGCAACACAAACAGAGGGACAGGAGAGGGCAAAUGUGGGUGAAAUGGUUCGAUUACACAACUCUGAAAACAAUGGACGAGGAUCUUGCAGAGGAAGCAGACUCAGACCGUCGUGUGGGUCACUGGCUAUGGCCGUGGACUGGUGAGAUCGUGUGGCGAGGUUCGUUAGAGAAAGAGAGACAAAGGAAGAAUGUAGAGAAAGAGGAGAAGAAGAAGAGAAGUAAAGAUAAGCUGAAUAGAAUGAGAAGUAGAAAUGGUCGCCAGAAAGUAAUCGGAAAAUAUGUAAAACCGCCUCCAGAUAACGGAACUGUUACCGGAAACUCCACUUUGUUAAACGGAGACGCUUAAAAAACAGAUUAAAAUUGUGCCUUUUUUUUUCUCUUUUCCUUUUUACCUUAGGUCAUAAGAUUUGUUUCAUUCA
Molecule: messenger RNA, 3142 nt
Organism: Eutrema salsugineum
Lineage: Eukaryota; Viridiplantae; Streptophyta; Magnoliopsida; Brassicales; Brassicaceae
Exons: 14
Coding region: 1-3069 (1022 amino acids)
Molecular function (GO): glycosyltransferase activity
Source: RefSeq, a predicted model, not a curated record